CGUAGCUCAGCCUCAUUUCCCGCUCUGGUUAAGGCGCAGGAGGAAGUGUUUUGCUGGCGGAUGAUGACAGAGGUCAGGCUUCGCUAAUGGGCCAGUGAAGAGCGGUGGAGGAGAGACAGGGAGCCGGCACACACACAUUAAUACACUUGAACCAUCACCAAUCAGCUUAGGUGUGCUCUGUCUCUCGGUACUUCCCUCACACACUCUCACUCUCCAGUCACUGACAGCCCAUUGUAUUGUCAAUCUCUGUCUCCUUCCCAGGGAUUCGAGAAUUUCUCUCCUCACAAACCAAACCAGCAGCUUCACUGGAGAAAACUCUUCCCGGCAUCUCCUUUAAAACACCAUCCUUUUCCAACCGUUGCGGUCUUUAAAAAUAAGCCAAAAAAACAAACAGACCCCAAACCAAACAAAAGCAAAAAAACAAACAAACAAACAAAACUCUUGACAGGAGCUUUUGACAGCAAGACAGGAUGCCUCAGGAAGGGGGAAGACUUUAACUAGGGACGUGCAGAUGUGUAAGUCCUCACAUUGUAAGCGAGGACAGUCAUCCCAGAUCUCAGAGCCCUAUAUCCGAGCCACGUGGGAUCCCGCUGCCUCAAGCCACCAUGCAGAACAGUCACAGUGGAGUGAAUCAGCUCGGUGGUGUAUUUGUCAACGGGCGGCCACUGCCGGAUUCCACCCGCCAGAAGAUCGUGGAACUAGCUCACAGCGGGGCCCGGCCGUGUGACAUUUCCCGAAUUCUGCAGACCCAUGCAGAUGCAAAAGUCCAAGUGCUGGACAAUCAAAACGUAUCCAAUGGAUGUGUGAGUAAGAUUCUGGGCAGGUAUUACGAGACCGGUUCCAUCAGGCCCAGAGCCAUCGGAGGUAGCAAACCCAGGGUAGCGACUCCCGAAGUUGUCAGCAAAAUAGCCCAGUAUAAACGAGAGUGCCCGUCCAUAUUUGCUUGGGAAAUCCGAGACAGAUUACUGUCGGAGGGGGUCUGUACCAACGACAAUAUACCCAGCGUAUCAUCAAUAAACAGAGUUCUACGCAACCUGGCUAGCGAAAAGCAACAGAUGGGCGCAGACGGCAUGUAUGAUAAACUAAGAAUGCUGAACGGGCAGACAGGAAGCUGGGGCACCCGCCCAGGGUGGUAUCCGGGGACCUCUGUACCAGGGCAACCUACACCAGAUGGCUGCCAGCAACAGGAAGGAGGGGGGGAGAACACUAAUUCCAUCAGCUCAAAUGGAGAAGAUUCAGAUGAAGCCCAAAUGAGACUUCAGCUGAAGCGAAAACUGCAAAGAAAUAGGACAUCCUUUACCCAAGAGCAAAUUGAGGCUCUGGAGAAAGAGUUUGAACGAACCCAUUACCCAGAUGUGUUUGCCAGAGAGAGGCUAGCUGCCAAAAUAGACCUACCUGAAGCAAGAAUACAGGUAUGGUUUUCUAAUCGAAGAGCAAAAUGGAGAAGGGAAGAAAAACUGAGGAACCAGAGGAGGCAGGCUAGCAACACACCCAGUCACAUACCCAUCAGCAGUAGUUUCAGUACCAGCGUCUACCAGCCAAUCCCACAACCCACCACUCCUGUUUCCUCCUUCACAUCAGGCUCUAUGUUGGGUCGGACGGACACAGCUCUAACAAAUACAUACAGUGCUUUGCCUCCCAUGCCCAGCUUCACAAUGGCAAACAACCUGCCUAUGCAACCCCCUGUCCCCAGCCAGACCUCCUCUUACUCUUGCAUGCUACCCACUAGUCCGUCGGUGAAUGGGCGGAGUUAUGAUACUUACACUCCUCCGCACAUGCAGACACACAUGAACAGUCAGCCAAUGGGCACUUCUGGUACCACUUCAACAGGCCUCAUUUCUCCUGGAGUGUCAGUCCCAGUUCAAGUUCCUGGAAGUGAACCUGAUAUGUCUCAAUACUGGCCACGAUUACAGUAAAAAAAAAGAAGAAGAAAGAAAGAAAGAAAGAAAGAAAGAAAGAAAGAAAGAAAGAAAGAAAGAAAGAAAGAAAGGAAGGAAAAAAGUGUGUUACUUCAGUCAAUGACUAUAUAUGGACAACAGUUGGAUGUUAUAAGAAUAUUUUAUAAAGGAAGAUCAGCUGUGAGAAGUGCUUCUGGAUUACAACUGUGUCCUGUACCAUACCAUACCACUUGGAGGAAAAAAGACUUUACCCAUGGACCUUUGUACACAGAAGGCAUUAUAUCAGUUGGAACAAAUCUUCAUUUUGGUAUCCAAACUUUUAUUCAUUUUGGUGUAUUAUUUGUAAAUGAGCAUUUGUAUGUUAUGAUGAAAAACAAAGAACAACGUGGACUAGAUGGAUGUUUCUGAUCUGUGUUGGUCAUGAAGCUGUUUAAAAAAAAAAAGGAAGCCAUGAUCAACAAGUUCUGCCACAAAUUUAAGAGUUUUUAUCAAGAUAUAUCGAAUCCUUCUACCAAUCUGUUCAUAGGUGAUGGACUGACAUUCCGAGUCUAUAUCAUUCCAUCCCAUAUAAUGAAACCUGGAACAAUACGCACUAGACUUUUUUAAGAAAAAAAAAUCUAUUGGGUUCCCAAAGGUUGUUAACAGAUGAAGUUUAUGUGCAAAAAAAAAAAAAGAAAAAAAAGAAAAGAAAAAAAGGAUACGAGAGAACUUCAAAGAAAAGUUGAUAGGUAAAAAAGGUAGAUUGUGUCUUCGAUAUAAUCCAAUUUGUUUUAUGUCAAAAUGUAAGUAUUUGUCUUCCCUAGAAAUCUCCCAGAAUGAUUUCUAUAAUAAAGUUAAUUUCAUUUAUAUUUGACAAGAAUACUCUAUAGAUGUUUUAUACACAUUUUCAUGCAUCCUAAGUUUCUUUUUUGGUCAGCAAAGGUUAAUUGUUCUUAGCUAGACUUGUACUGCUGUUCACAGUCCAAUCAUUUUUUGUGCAUCUAGAAUUCAUUCUAAUCAAUUAAAAGUGCUUGCAAGAGUUUGAAACUUAAGUGUUUUGCAGUUGUUCACAACUACAUAUCAAAAUUAACCAUUGUUGAUUGUAAAAACC
Messenger RNA from Phascolarctos cinereus (koala), 2988 nucleotides. NCBI's taxonomy places the organism in Eukaryota, Metazoa, Chordata, Mammalia, Diprotodontia, Phascolarctidae. The record is from RefSeq and is a predicted model, not a curated record.